AUGGUAUCAACAGCCAGGUGUAAGCGUCUGUAUAUUGUUUGUAGUGUUUCUGCCAUCGUCAUAUGCACCUUCGUCACAUUCUCCUUUCAACCGUACUUUGAUUUUUCUAUCAUCAAACACGAUCCGACGAUAUACUAUUCGACUAUAUCCGGUGCUUAUUGUUUUGCCCGAGAAGCUCCUCCUGGAUAUGUAGAAAAUCCAAACGUCGACGAUGCAUUCAACAGUCAACAUUGUUCAUUGGAGAAUAUUCAUGCCUGCCAACAGAUUCACAAUCAAACAUUACUAUUCCGUCUACAUUGGAGCGCUGGUUUUGCCUCCGAACUAAACAAUCUUCUUCGUGUAUUCAUUUAUACCAUCAAAACUCGUCGUCGACUGCUGAUCGAUGGUAACUCGUGGAAUUAUCAAACCUUUUCAACUUAUUUCAACAUAUCUCAAGGAUAUUUCUCACCUUGGUUGCCGUCAUCUUCAUACUGUUGGCAACGGCAAUUCGUUCAUCUUCUUUCCUAUCAACCAGCAAGUCAUACAGAAUCUCUUCCGGAACAUUUUGUCAUUACUCGCGAUACAAGUAUCGGAUUUCAAGCAUUAUAUCCAAUUAUGGAGUCUUGGGAGAAAGGCGAAGAUAUAUUGGAAAUGAAAAGAAAAGUUGCUGCUUAUUUGUGGAGAACUUUAAACGCGGAAACAAGAGACAUUGUGGAAAGUUAUCUAAACGAUAUUCACAGUGAUGAUAUACAUUAUGCAAUGCAUAUUCGACGCGGCGACAAAGUUACAGAAACAAAUUCUAUCAAAACAAGAAAAUACAUUGAUGCGAUGGAAGAACUCAUCAAGAAAGAUACAGAAAAACAGUGGAAAAAUCGAGUAUUUGUUGCGAGUGACGAUGCAAAUACUAUUCAUGAACUCCGACAAUUGAAGCCCGAGUGGAACUUUGUACGAUUUGUUCCCAAAACAGUUCACCUGCACGGUCAUGAGCAAGGAUCUUUCGAUAAAUUACCACAACAUGUACAGAUCGAAUUGACACAUAUUCUCCUCAGUGAAUUAGAGAUUUUAUCACGUGUGAAAUAUGUCGUAUGUACAUUUUCAUCGAAUGUGUGUCGACUAACACAAGUUUUACGGAAACAACAUCCAAGCACAGUCUUAUCAUUGGAUACCAAUUGGGACCCAUUGUAA
Messenger RNA from Adineta ricciae, 1164 nucleotides. Lineage: Eukaryota; Metazoa; Rotifera; Eurotatoria; Adinetida; Adinetidae. The record is from the annotation of a GenBank genome assembly.